CCGGCCAGACCGCUCCGCGGGGCGGAGAGAGGGUGUGCGACGGCCACUGGGCCUGACCGGGCGGUCCACGCGGCCCCUCGAGCGGCCAGCGCCCCGACGGCGCCCGUCCUCCAGCUUGCGGAUGCUGAGUUAAGCGCGGCGGCGGCGGGAUGUUGGCGCUACUGGCCGCCGGUGUGGCGCUCGCCGUGGUCGCCGGGGCCCAGGACGACCCAGCUCCCGGCAGCCGCUUCGUGUGCACGGCGCUGCCCCCGGAGGCAGCGCGCGCCGGCUGCCCGCUGCCCGCGAUGCCCAUGCAGGGCGGCGCGCUGAGCCCCGAGGAGGAGCUGCGGGCCGCAGUGCUGCAGCUGCGCGAGACCGUCGUGCAGCAGAAGGAGACUCUGGGCGCCCAGCGCGAGGCCAUCCGCGAGCUCACGGGCAAGCUGGCGCGCUGCGAGGGGCUGGCGGGCGGCAAGGCGCGGGGCGCGGGGGCCACGGGCAAGGACACUAUGGGCGACCUGCCGCGGGACCCCGGCCACGUCGUGGAGCAGCUCAGCCGCUCGCUGCAGACCCUCAAGGACCGUCUGGAGAGCCUCGAGGUCCAGCUCCGAACAAACACCUCCACCGCGGGGCUGCCCGGUGACUUCCGAGAGGUGCUCCAGCAGCGACUUGGGGAGCUGGAGAGGCAGCUGUUGCGCAAGGUGGCAGAGCUGGAGGAUGAGAAGUCCCUGCUCCACAAUGAGACCUCCGUUCACCGGCAGAAGACUGAGAACACCCUAAAUGCGCUGCUGCAGAGGGUAACUGAACUGGAGCGAGGUAACAGUGCAUUUAAGUCACCAGAUGCAUUCAAAGUGUCCCUCCCCCUCCGCACCAACUACCUGUAUGGCAAGAUCAAGAAGACGCUGCCGGAGCUGUAUGCCUUCACCAUCUGCCUGUGGCUGCGGGCUAGCGCCUCGCCAGGCCUUGGCACCCCAUUCUCCUAUGCUGUGCCUGGGCAGGCUAACGAGAUUGUGCUGAUAGAGUGGGGCAACAACCCCAUUGAGCUGCUCAUCAACGACAAGGUUGCACAGUUGCCCCUGUUCAUCAGUGACGGCAAGUGGCACCACAUCUGUAUCACCUGGACGACGCGUGAUGGCCUGUGGGAGGCUUUCCAGGAUGGAGAAAAGCUGGGCACUGGGGAGAACCUGGCCCCCUGGCACCCCAUCAAGCCAGGCGGGGUGCUGAUCCUUGGGCAGGAGCAGGACACUGUGGGGGGCAGAUUCGAUGCCACACAGGCGUUUGUGGGAGAGCUCAGCCAGUUCAACAUCUGGGACCGCGUUCUCCGCACACAGGAGAUCAUCAGCAUCGCCAACUGCUCCACAAACAUGCCAGGCAACAUCAUCCCCUGGGUGGACAACAACAUCGACGUGUUUGGAGGGGCUUCCAAGUGGCCAGUGGAGACGUGCGAGGAGCGUCUCCUGGACUUGUAGCCACCUUCUCCCUGUCCAGGAGGCCAGGAGCAGGCUGUUCCUGAGGGGGCUUCAGGGCCACUUACUCCCCAGUUGAACUUCGUAAAACCUCUUGCCCCAGUGGGUUGGACCCCAAAGCCUGUCCCCAGGGAAACUCUAAGACCGAUGCCAUGAGGCAUCAUUUGUCACCAUCUUAUUUGUUCCUUUCCAAGAUUGUAGUUUUGGGGGUUAGUGCCAGAAUCGCCUGGGUAGAAGUCCCAAGCCACAAGUGGGCAAACAGCUGACUUCCUGCUGGAGGUGAUGUCCAUAAGCCCCUCUCCUGUAAAUGCUAGCGCAGCCCAGUCCUGCCUGUCCUCUCAGAUCCCUGGUGUCCUGUGUGUGCCUUCUGUUUGUCCCUCGUGUGUAGAGUGCAUUCCUGCUGUCAGCUGAGCACGAAGCAAAAACAGCCACCCCGAUCUGCCAAGGAUCUGUGCCCGUGUCCUGUGCAUCAAGUCUGUCCCUGUGAGGAAGUCUAGCUGGUGGAGGGCUGGCUGCCCAGACAAACUCUGUCUUUCCCAAAGCAGGAGAGGGGUUGCUGGCUCCGAGGGGCGACCCAGACAGAGAAAGGCCACAGCAGCUGUCCCCUGCCCCUCUGCCACAGCUUCUUCAGACCCAUGCUUUGAAGGAACCACUCAUCUGGUGCCAAAAGUUCAUAUGCAGCUUCUACACGGCCUGGGGGCUUUAUUUUUCCGCAUCAGAAAAGAACAGCCAUUAGAAGGCUCCCAUUUUUUACAUAUUGCCACUGUGAGGAGUGUGUCCAUUUUUAAUCCAUGUUGAUGCCUGAAAGCAUCUGUCCCCAUUGACUGUUUCCCCCAAGAACGUUUAAGAAAAUGAAUGUCAUUUGGCUGAUGUUUGCCCAGUGACUCCAGGAUGCUUAAUAUUUCUGUAAUUUAUUUUAAAGAGAAUGUGAUUAAGUGGGGAAAUUUAUAAAGCUAAAUAUUAUAUAUUUUAUUUUUCAUACCUGUUAGAAGUGCGAAUCUGUGGAAAUUCCAUUUGUAGGACCAAGUUGACAUGCCCAUUCUGACAUUGUAUGCCACGAGAACUCUUCUGAAGAUGGAAUUUUGAUUAAAGUGCACUGGAAGUUGC
Molecule: messenger RNA, 2549 nt
Organism: Heterocephalus glaber (naked mole-rat)
Lineage: Eukaryota; Metazoa; Chordata; Mammalia; Rodentia; Bathyergidae
Gene: Nptx2
Product: neuronal pentraxin 2
Source: RefSeq, a predicted model, not a curated record